Suillus paluster is the source of this 402-nucleotide messenger RNA. RefSeq lists its product as uncharacterized. Lineage: Eukaryota; Fungi; Basidiomycota; Agaricomycetes; Boletales; Suillaceae. Bases 1 to 402 code for a protein of 133 amino acids. The transcript has 2 exons. The record is from RefSeq and is a predicted model, not a curated record.
AUGGAGUCCAAGGCAGAAUGGCUUCAUGGCCUGCUGAUCACCACGGAAGAAUAUCUCGCCAAAAAAUUCACGAAAUUCCCGGAUGUCCAGGAAGAUUGGACCGUGGUCAAAAUCUUCUGGGUAGAGGAGCAACAGACUAGUGAGUCGAACAAGUUAAGAGAGGUUUCCAAGAUCGCAGAGAAGCAAAAGACUUACUACAAGUUUGAGAAUAUCACGUCCGCAAUCCUGGAGACACUUGGCGUUCCAGAACAGACCAAGGGCAGUCGCGUGCUCUACAUCACCGUAUUUCGCAAGCUCCGACCCAUCACGGAGCUCCAAGACGAAAAGGAGGUUUCGGCUGCGCGUGCUCGAGGCUCGAGGUUCGUAUCUCAAGAAUCCCCGUGUUUCGGAAUGACGAUGUGA